Messenger RNA from Clupea harengus (Atlantic herring), 2060 nucleotides. RefSeq names its product homeobox C5a. Gene Ontology annotation, cellular component: nucleoplasm; nucleus. NCBI's taxonomy places the organism in Eukaryota, Metazoa, Chordata, Actinopteri, Clupeiformes, Clupeidae. Gene Ontology annotation, biological process: embryonic skeletal system morphogenesis; anterior/posterior pattern specification; positive regulation of transcription by RNA polymerase II. The record is from RefSeq and is a predicted model, not a curated record. Gene Ontology annotation, molecular function: RNA polymerase II cis-regulatory region sequence-specific DNA binding; DNA-binding transcription factor activity, RNA polymerase II-specific.
CCCCCCCCCCCCCAACACCCCCCAUCCCCUUCCUCGUGUCCCUGCUAACAACUUAUCAGACGUUUCUCCUACUUCCAUCAAUAACCUCCUGGUGUGAUCUAGCCAAAUUUAUGACUGGCCGAUAGGAGCACGUGAUACGUCUUAAACAACCCAUAUUUGGGCAAUAGAGAACAAAAAAAUAAAAGAAUCCCCCCACCUAUAAAUCGUGGUCAUUUUUAGGAUAAAAACCCUCAUGAACUUCAAAAAGAGCCACAAAUCAAACGCAAUAACAAUAACAAAACGUUAUAACCGUUCUCGGCGCUCGUAGAAUAUAAUUAUCAUGUUGUGGUAGAACUUUAAUGUAAUAAUUUACUCGGUAUAAAUGCUUCUAGUUGGUGUUUGCUACGUUUUCUCUUGAAAUGAGCUCUUACGUAGCCAACUCGUUGUUCAAGCAAACAAGUCAUGAAGCGUCCGCCUUCACUUUGCACAACCAUGGUUACGGUUCCGUGCCCGAGCUCCACGUACCGUCGGGCUACUGUUACGGAGGGCUCGACCAUCAACAUCGAGGUUCCUUCGCGUGCCCAUCCUCCUCUAACUCGCUCCGUGCGGGGGAGAUGAGCUCCGGUCCGCGUGGCAGUCCGGAUAACCACACACCGCGAGUGGAGCAAUCCACUGGAUCGCCCAGAGGCCGCCUUAACACCACUGGUCACAGCUCCCUAAAUCUCGGACUUUACGGCCACAAAAGUGAGGGGGCAACGGAACUCAGCGAAAUGCCCACAGGCAAAACGAAAGGCGCCGACGAGACCAAAGUUGGAACUUUGCAAGCCGUUCAGCCGGUGGGACAAGCCGGCCACCCAAGUCAAACCCAAGGCAGUGAGCAGCCGCCGCAGAUCUAUCCCUGGAUGACUAAACUACAUAUGAGCCACGAACCGGAUGGGAAACGCUCAAGGACGAGUUACACCCGCUAUCAAACUCUGGAGUUGGAAAAAGAGUUCCAUUUCAACCGCUAUCUGACGCGUCGAAGGCGCAUCGAGAUCGCCCAUACCCUAUGUCUGAACGAGCGACAGAUCAAAAUCUGGUUCCAGAAUCGGCGAAUGAAGUGGAAGAAGGAUUCCAAGCUCAAACUUAAAGAUCCAUUCUAGAGUCCCUAUUUCACUCGGAGCUGAGGGUCUAUUCAGAGGAUGGCGUUCAAAAACUUUUAACCCACCGGUGUUUCCAAACUGUGACUUAAAUGUAAAUGCGAUGUUAUAGUGUGAUAUGUGAAAGUAUUAUUCAACUUACGAUAUGGAUAUGAGUGUAAUUCAAUUGUCAUGUUUAUUUAAUAUUGUGAGCAUUUGUUUUUGUAGAUAGGCUUGUGCCUACAUAGGUCAUACCCUAAUCGUAUUAUUAGAUGCAGUCAAAAUGCCAUUUUCGAAAUGCACAAUAUUUCUAGGUUGCAUCCAUUUCAGCAGUGAAUUUCAAUCUCAAGACUUCUGUUGUCUUUAUCAUGAUACUAGGCCAACUAGUAAUGCUACAGUUGUAUUAUUAACUUUGCAAUUGUAACCAUUCGGAUUUCAUAGUUUUUCAUAUACGUUUUUCAAUAUUAAGAUGAUUGUUGAUCUUGUUUAGUUUAAGUUUUAGGCUACAUUAAGGUCAUUUCCACUAUGGUGCUCAUCAUGUUGGCCCACGGGCCUUAAUGGUUUACUUCUUACAUUUCGUCACUUAAAAUUCACCAAGUGAAUAGCUUUUUCCCAGAAACAGGUGGGGUGGCGGAAAUUGAUAAAAUACACGUGUAUUUAUUUGUUUACAUCUUCGUAUUGUAUUUAGAUUAUAUGUGAUUGUAGACUGAAUAAUGUGACACCGUCUAGCUUGAUUUACAGAAAGCUAUUUCACCUUCUUUUGUUCUUGUUACAACCAGAAGUAUUAUUAUAAAACACAGAAAUCCUUUUUACACUCGCCUUACUUAUACGUCCAUAUGCGUUAUGGUUUGAUUCUAACCCCUGAGAUGUAUUUUGGAUGAAUGGUGAAGUUAUUGUUCAAUUUCAAUCGAUUACAAAAUAAUAAAAAUAAUCAGUGCAUGACGUCUGUCACGCAGACAAAUA